UUAUUAUUAUAUUUAAUUAACAUACAAAAAUAAAUGCUCUUCUCUUCUCUCCUCAUUUCAUAACUGUACAAAAUUAAAUCGUGUAUAUACAUUUACACAUGUAAUGUAUAUCAUCAUCUUUAUCUUCCACUAUUUUCGCUUUUAAAGCGUUUUAUUGGAUCUCAAACUUUUCAAAACGGUUUCUACACUACACACCAUUAUUAUUAUUAUUAUUAUUUACAUUACAGUGAGCAGUACAUGUAUAUAUAUAUAUAAACUUACAGAGAGAGAGAAAGAGAGCCCCAUAUUCAAUAUUGUGAGAGUAACCCUUUUCUCAGAAUCCUAAAACAGAUAAUGGGUCGAGCUUGUUUUCCAACGAUUCUCCUUGUUUCUUUCUUAAUUCUCCUCUUUUUCUCUCAAGGAUUUGGGAGGAGUCUGAAAAAUGAAGAAUUUUCUGUAGAAGUAGUUGUAAAGGAGGAAAGUGUUGGUGGUGAUGAAAGUGUUAAAGGGAGGAAAAUGAUUGAAACAAUGGAUUAUGAUGAGCCAGAGCCAAACACCAACCCAAGAGGUGGGUUUUUCUACAGCCCACCACCCAACUGAUCAUCCUUCUCACCAAUUUUCAUAACAAAAUUCUCAUAAAAUUAAAUAAAUAAUAAUUAUGUAUUUGCUUCUCUCUAUAUACAUAUCUUUAUUAGUGUUUUGAUAUAUUAUGCAGAUUUACAGAGUUUUUUUUUUCUUGUGGAAGUGUAAAAUAUAUAUUUUAUGAAUAAUGAUGAUGAGUCUUCUGUGUUGUUCUA
Molecule: messenger RNA, 776 nt
Organism: Cannabis sativa
Lineage: Eukaryota; Viridiplantae; Streptophyta; Magnoliopsida; Rosales; Cannabaceae
Exons: 3
Coding region: 334-579 (81 amino acids)
Source: RefSeq, a predicted model, not a curated record